UUCUUUUCUGUCUCCCCCGGAAAGGAAGAGCUUCCACUUCAGAUUUCACCUCUCCUCUUCCGAAAAAUAUCACAAACCAAAAAGCUCCCCUCCCUUCUGUUCACGAACAGUGAUCACAGUAAGCUCCGGCGCACUAUUCACGAUUACGCCUCUCUUUCUCUCGGCCCUCCACCAUUCCUUUUCCUCGUGAGAAGCUUCUCUCGCGAGUUCCGUUCUUUGCGCGUGAACGGAAACGGGCACGCGUUCGGCCCUCCGUCGGAGGAAAUGCUGUCGGCGGGAGCGAUGGCGGCGGAAUGUUGAGUAAAUCGACGAUGGCGGUAGUAGCGUUAGGGUUAAGAAUAGAUGGGAGUCGGAAUGGCCAAGGAGGCGUCGAGGUUUAUUAGCUCGAUACCGCCGGCUAACCUGGCGCUUUUACAGCAACCGAACGGUAAAGUGAGCACCACAGGCGGCGGAGGAGGAAAGGUUCAGAGUGUUCUUCAUCAGCAGCAGCAGCAUAAUGAGUGGUGCUGGUGGCGAGGGAGGUGGAGAUCCUCGGCCGCACAGGGACUGAUGCAGCGGAGGAAGAUCCCGUGGUCGUUAAUCUGCGGCUUGAUGCUGUUCGCGCUCGGGAUGGUUUCGCUCUUCACUGGACACAUGGCCUCUGAUCUCGAGUGGUACUCUCAGCGACUGGUAAAGCGUAGCCUCUACUCCAGAUUCAGUGUUAUUCGACGAGAGCCUAUCGAUAUUUGGAGAUCUAAGUACUCGAAAAUGUUCUAUGGAUGCAGUGAAAGAGGCCGUAAAUAUGCUCCUGCCACAUCUGAACGGAAAUCUAAUGGAUAUCUUCUUAUAGCAGCAAGUGGAGGACUAAAUCAAGAAAGAACAGGAAUAACCGAUGCUGUAGUUGUGGCGAGGUUUCUUAAUGCUACAUUAGUUGUUCCUGAAUUGGAUCACCAUUCUUAUUGGAAAGAUGAUAGUGAUUUUGUUGAUAUAUUCGAUGUUGAUUGGUUCAUCUCAUACCUUGCAAAAGAUGUCACAAUUGUUAAAAGAGUUCCAGAUAAAGUUAUGCGAUCAAUGGAUAAGCCUCCAUAUACAAUGCGGGUACCCAGAAAGUCCCCACCCGAAUAUUAUAUGGACCAAGUUUUACCCAUAUUAUUAAGGAGACAAGUUGUGCAGUUGACAAAGUUUGAUUAUAGGCUUGGCUAUGAGCUUGAUGAAGAAUUGCAGAAGUUGCGGUGUCGUGUUAACUAUCAUGCUCUGAGAUUCACAAAGCCAAUACGUGAAGUUGGCCGAAAGAUUGUUAUGAAAAUGAAAACAAUGGCUACACGUUUCAUUGCUAUUCACUUGAGAUUUGAACCUGAUAUGCUUGCCUUUUCUGGAUGCUACUUUGGAGGUGGUGACAAAGAAAGAUUCGAGCUGAGUCAAAUAAGAAAAAGAUGGGACACAUUGCCGGAUCUAAGUCCUGAAGACGAGAGAGCGAGAGGGAAAUGUCCACUCACUCCUCAUGAAGUAGGAUUGAUGCUUCGUGCAUUGGGCUUUGCUAAUGACACAUACCUCUAUGUUGCAUCUGGAGAAAUAUACGGAGGAGAAGAAACCCUACGACCCCUUAAAGAACUGUUCCCGAACUUUUACACCAAGGAGAUGCUUGCGGACCAAGAUCUGAAACCAUUACUUCCUUACUCUUCCCGCUUGGCUGCUGUGGACUACAUUGUCUGCGACGAGAGUGAUGUCUUCGUCACAAACAACAACGGAAACAUGGCUAAGAUUCUUGCUGGGCGAAGGAGGUACGCAGGUCACAAGAGGACGAUUCGCCCGAAUGCUAAAAGGCUGAGCGCAUUGUUCCUGAAAAGACAGAAAAUGGAUUGGGAAACCUUCUCCAAAAAGGUAAAGUCAUGCCAGAGAGGGUUCAUGGGAGAACCAGAUGACUCAAAACCUAGUAAGAGCGAGUUUCAUGAACACCCUGCUUCUUGUAUCUGCGAGAAGCCAUUCACCGAGGACGGUAACUUCAAGGAAGACCCUACUUACUCACAGAACCGGUCGUCUCUCAACCCAAACGCACGGCCGCAGAAAUAACGGGAAUCCGUCUUCAAGAGAGGCUAAGGAUGAUAUUGAAGGAAGAUCUGAUGCUGAUGAAAUGACACGGCAGGAGUAGCAAACUAUUUUUUGCCAAGACACUUAUGAUUCACACAUUCCAACUCGACAUACAGACAACUGUCGAUACCAGCGAGAACUCAUUCUCAUCUCCAUGAGCAAGAGACUACCUACUGAAAACGCUGCCAUGGUCUUCCUCUUCUGCUGGUGCUUAGCUUCUGUAGACACAUUAGAACCUCGAAGGAUGAUUGGUUGUACAGGAGAAGAUUUUCAGUGAGUUGCAACUGUUCAUAAAAUUAGCUUUUGGUAGGCAAAACGUUGUGACGCUUGCUACAAAGAUUGAAGUUAGUGGUUUAUUUUUCGGGUUCUCUUUGGAAGUGAAGGAUUAGUUAGGAGGCACUGUUCAUCGAUGGAAGGGGAGAAUUGGACAUGUUAUGGAUGGGUAGUUUGUAGCUUGGCAG
Molecule: messenger RNA, 2528 nt
Organism: Linum tenue
Lineage: Eukaryota; Viridiplantae; Streptophyta; Magnoliopsida; Malpighiales; Linaceae
Source: the annotation of a GenBank genome assembly